This is a messenger RNA of Morone saxatilis (striped sea-bass), 4569 nucleotides long. Its product is annotated as protein phosphatase Slingshot homolog 3. The transcript is spliced from 17 exons. The record is from RefSeq and is a predicted model, not a curated record. Gene Ontology annotation, cellular component: cytoplasm. The coding region runs from base 1579 to 3198 and encodes 539 amino acids. Gene Ontology annotation, molecular function: protein tyrosine/serine/threonine phosphatase activity; actin binding. NCBI's taxonomy places the organism in Eukaryota, Metazoa, Chordata, Actinopteri, Moronidae. Gene Ontology annotation, biological process: negative regulation of actin filament polymerization; actin cytoskeleton organization; protein dephosphorylation.
CCACCCACCGCACACUUUUGGUGGAGGAACUUGUGGAGCCUGUCGGAGCUUGCCAGCAGCAUACAUACCUGUAGAGUAGUGCAAUGGCUCUGUUGACCUUGCAUAGGAUCCCAUCCAUCUCCAGUCCAUUGCCAGGGAUGUGAUUGCAUUGGUUACUUACUAAUUUACCACAGAUAUAGUAUCAUCAAACUGAUUGAGCUCCUGUUCACCUUCAUUACAGUGAUAUCAGAGAGUGAGUGGAUCACCUUCUGUCUGUCAAACUGCUCUCCGCCACUGUAGUUCUUUAAUGCUAGGGCUGUGCCGAACGUCAUGUUAUAACAUUCAAAGCUUCUUUUGGUUUGCAAAUGCAGCUUCAGAUGUUUGCCGUCAUAUUUUAUGUCAUCAACCUAGAAAAAAACAUCCUCAAUUUGAAUGAAGUGAUUCAUUGGAUUAAAUGAGUUAGUCUUUUUUCAAACCACCUGUCUUUAAUGAAUAUAACUCAACAGUUUCCUCAACAUAAUUACGUGUAGGGAGCAGCCUAAUCCGAUAAGGGCUUAAAUUAAUCAUUAAAUUCAGAUACAGAAUAUGAUUGUGUUUUUUUUUUAGCAAUUUAAGUAAUUUACUGUAAUAAUGUUCUAGGCAAAAUAGGCUUGUUAUUGUGGUUAUAAAUGUAAUUUAUGGUGUUGUUAGACUGCCUGUUAAUACAGGUGCUGGAGUGAAAAUGUUGUUUUUUUAAAGUCUAAAUGCCAAAAAAUAUGAAUUUAAGCAGAAUUUUUUAUUAGAUAAAAACAUGUUGUACAUUUUGGAAAUAACUACAUCUUUUCUCAAUAAAUUUUAACUUUUGGAUUUUACAAUACUAAGGAGAGAAAAAGUUUGGAUCAGGGUCAGUAUGAAACAAUCCUACGCAGCUGUGGAAUCUAGUUCUACAAAUAGUAUGAUACUAAUAAUAUUAGUGUAGCCUAAUCUUUAUCUGCAGCUGUGCAGAAUAAAUAGACAUGCAGCAUAUGAAUGUUGAUUUAGAAUUUGAAUGUUAAGAAUGAAGCUUUGAACUGUUCGUACAGCCCUGUUUAAUGCACACAUAUAAACACUACAAUCGGCCUCUGUCUUCAAUGUUAUCUCCUCUCAUUCUGUCACUCUAUCAUUAAGUUUAUUUAACUUUAUGUCCAAUGCUUAACUUCUCUUCUGGUGUUUGUCAUUGCCAACUAAACCAUAAAUGACCUGACUGUGGGUCCAAGUUUCAUUUGUUACAUAUCUUUACACAAAAUCUAAUCACUUUACUAUCUUAACUUGUGUUCUCUCCUUUUUUUUUUCUUCAACCCUCAUCGUUCCUCUCCUGGCUCCUGCUCACUUCUCCUCUUUAAUUUGUUUUUUUUUGUUUUUUGACUCUGUCUGGACUUGUCAGUUGCGUAACAGGAUGAAACCCUCCAAAGAAGAGGGAGACUUCAGAAAAGGGAGAGCUUUGCCCUCGUGAAGGGGGCUGUCCUUCUGCUGGAAGAUGGUGACAGGGCAGACAUUAAUGAGGAGACUGCUCCCGCUCCAGCGUCUCUUGUGAAGGAAGGCGAUAGAGCGCCAGACACACGCAGCAGACAGCUUCAUGCCAUGGUGGAACUUCUCAGACCAGAAGAUACCAUCAAGCUGGCGGUGCAGUUGGAGUCAGUCAGCUCGAUCAGAGUCAGGUAUCUGAUCGUUGUCUCCACCCUCGGCAACAAACAAGAGAGCAUCUUGCUGGGCAUGGAUUUCCCCAACUCAGACAGUGAUCAGUGCACCAUCGGCCUGGUUCUGCCAGUAUGGAGCGACACACAGGUGUACCUGGACGGAGAUGGUGGUUUUAGCGUGACGUCAGCUGAAGAGACCAGAAUUUUUAAGCCUGUUUCCAUGCAGACCAUGUGGUCAGUGCUGCAGGUGUUGCACGGCUGCUGUGAACGGGCAGUCAAGGCAGCGGUGAUCCCAGGCAAUGGCCUUGAGUGGGCCCAGCACUACCACCAGCACAUCGAGUCAGACCGCUUCUGCCUCAACGAGUGGGAGGCCAUGAACGACCUGGAGUCGGUUCGCAGAGACAGUGAUGGACAGACCUCGGCAGACAGAGUUUCCAACGAGGGACUGAUAAAAGAGCACCUGAGAGACAUCAUGAGGACGGAAGAUCUCGACAACCUUACGUCUAAAAUGGUGCACUCUGCCCUGGAGAACAGAAUUGGCUUUGACAUGAGACCUUAUAAGGAAUACAUUGACAACGAGAUCCUGGUCACCAUGGCUCAGAUGGACAAACCCUCCAAAAUAUUUGACUACCUUUACCUGGGCUCCGAGUGGAACGCAGCUAACUUUGAGGAGCUGCAGAAAAACAAUGUGGGCUACAUUCUGAAUGUGACGAGAGAGAUUGACAACUUCUUCCCAGAGUCCUUCACCUAUAUGAACAUCAGAGUGUACGAUGUGGAGGCCACCGACCUGCUCCCUCACUGGACAGACACAUACAACUUCAUCAACACUGCAAGGAAGAGCGGACAGGCGGUGUUGGUGCACUGUAAGAUGGGUGUUUCUCGCUCUGGGUCCACGGUGAUUGCCUACGCCAUGAAGCAGCAGCACUGGUCACUGGAUGUGGCAUUGGGCUAUGUUAGAGAUCGCCGCUCCAUCGUCAAGCCCAACGAGGGCUUCAUGAAGCAGCUCCAGACCUACAACGGCAUCCUCAACGCAAGCCAACAGCGUCACAGCGCACUCUGGAGGCGAAAGUCUAGAGAACAAAGACAAAAGUCAGUACGCAAGGAGGAAGGAGGGGAGGAAGGAAAGCCAGAGGAGGAAGAUGAGGAAGAGGAGGAAGAGGGGGAAGAGGAGUACGAUGAGGGACUUGACGAGUAUGACGACAUGGAGAGUCCAGAUGAAAAAGAUUAUUCAGAGGAAGACACAGAGCAGGUGUUUGUAGGGCACAACCCUCAGCCUGAUACCAACCAGAAACCCGGGCAGACAGAGCCCCCAGGAGUCAGCCCUGUUAUCACAGUAAAUGAACCAGACAAGGUCGCUUCGAGUGUUAAUCGCAGUGGCAGAAUGAACCUCUUCUCCCUCAUGCAAUCCAUUAGCGAACUAGAUGAUGUGGAUAAAGGACAGAUUCCUGGCAGUCCGAGGCGGAGACGUAGCCACGGGCGAAGGGGUCUGAUUCACCAGAGAGCAUAUGUGGAUGUUUCACCUGAACCCCGAAGCCUGCCGGACGCCGGUCAAAGCAAAACCUAAAGAGAUCAAAAAGAUGGAAGGGCAGGGAGUUACAGGAGGGAGAGUGACCUAUAAAGGAGGCAGAGAGGAAGUUCUGAAGGAGACAACACCCGAAGGAAAGUGUGCUCCGGUAACAUGCCAAGGUUUUUUUAUACACUGAUACGCUCUGGCUUUAUAUUUUAGAAUAUUUAAAUGAUGAAAGUUUUAAAUUAUGUUUUGCAUAUAGCAUUAUUAUUAUAACUGAUGGUUCAACGUUAAAAAGGAUCUUGUUGCAGUAUUGCUAUACCAGUGUAAGCCAGGAUAUCUGAUGGUUAAAGUUAUUGUCAGUGUAUAUUGUUGUAUUAUCAUAAUAUUUUUUCAGUGUUUUUAGAGCAUAUCUUGCCACAUAUACGGUCUCUCCCUCCAUGUAGCGAUCUGCCCUUCUUCAGUUCUCACGUCACCACUCCAGAGUCGAUAUCUAUGCAAUUAGUUCUUUUUUUUUUUAUUUCCUCUUUAACUAUGAGGCUGUAUGCUGCCAAUCCAAGGUAGACGGUUUCAAAUGUGUGGCGUAUUCUCUCAUCAGAAGACGUUAUCAUUGUUCACUGAGGGGAGGAUUUCACUGUAUCCAAGCUGUGCAUUAUGGACCAAGUCAGGGCCAGUUCUAUGGCACAAACCUGUCUGCCAAACAGUUUAUUCCAGUGUGCCAAUAGUAUAUUUAACUGCAAAUCUAUAUGUCAGUAUGUUAAGAACCAAUGUCCCCCCUUUUAUUUUUAUUCCCUCUAUUUAAACACCGGGACUUUGAGUGCCUUCAACCUGAGAAUGAAAUAUGAACUCUAUGACGGUGUUUUUAAAUGUUUUUACUAUGACGUGAUGGCUGCAUAUUGUAUCUAUCUUUGCUGUUUCUCACUUGGUUUGAUUGCAGUAUAAAUGUGACUUCCCAAGGUUUUUGCAUGUAUGCGUAACGCAUAUACAGCAGCACAUAAUUGCUGAUGACCUGGGUGCAUGCGUUUUUUCUACCAACAUGUGAGAGCAAAAUGUUCAGGGUUUUCUCAUGUAUUUAUAUUGACACUUAAAGGGUCGACAUAAAUUAUUCAGUAUACUGUUUUCAGACUUCUGGUCACUAGAUGCUGAUGUGAAAUAUUCUUAUUUCAUGCUGGUGUUACUUUUGAUCCAGUGAAGCCCCAGCUAAAGCUCACUCCAUGAAACCCGCAUGCUCACCGUUAAAGAAAACACGCACUUUAUAAUCCCACAACACACACUGUUCCCACAGCCUGAGCCAACGUCACACUGUAUUCUGAGUUAAGAAUUGAAUACUCUUGUAUCUAUGCCUUGUUGUGUUAAGCUCGCCACUGUCUGCACCUCUCUCGUUUACAACAAGCCCUAUGAGUGACAAAUAAAAUGAUUAUACUCUUA